This is a messenger RNA of Geodia barretti, 1734 nucleotides long. Lineage: Eukaryota; Metazoa; Porifera; Demospongiae; Tetractinellida; Geodiidae. The record is from the annotation of a GenBank genome assembly.
AUGAUCGCGGCGGGCGAGGUCAUAGAACGUCCUGCGUCGGUUGUGAAGGAACUCGUUGAGAACGCUCUGGACGCAGGGGCCACCGAAAUCUCGGUCGAGAUUCGCGGCGGCGGUGUGGAGCAGAUUCGCGUCGCCGACAACGGAUACGGUAUCCCCCACGACGAGGUUGAGUUGGCGUUUCAGCGCUUCGCCACCAGCAAACUCAGCGACGCCUCUGACUUGGACGCCAUCCCAACUCUCGGCUUCAGGGGCGAGGCGCUUCCGAGCAUCGCCUCUGUCGCGCGCCUGUCGGUGGUCACGAGGCACGCCGAUGACGACUCAGGGACGCGGCUGGAAAUUACGGAGGGGCGCAUUGUUGACAGGCAGCGGCAGGGCGCGUCCCCAGGCACCGCAAUGACGGUGCGCCAACUCUUCCGCAAUGUGCCCGCCCGCCGCAAGUUCCUGCGGACCACCGCUACUGAGACAUCCCACAUACAGAACAUGGUCACGCGCUAUGCGCUCGCCUACCCGGAGGUGCGGUUCGCCCUGGACACGGGUAAUUCGUCGCUUCUCACGCCCGGCUCCGGCAGCCUGCGCGAGGCGAUCGCCGCCAUACACGGCCUUAAUGUCGCGGAGAAUAUGUUGGACAUCUCUGUUGUUGAUGAACGCUCAGGGCAAAGCACCGUCGGCGGCGUGAUAAGCCAGCCCGCGCUCAGCAGGGCGAACCGCGGUUACAUGAGCUUCUUCGUCAACCGUCGCUGGGUGCAAAGCCGCAUGCUCGGCUAUGCUCUGGAACAGGCUUAUCACGGUUUCCUGAAGGAGCGGCGCUACCCUCUGGCUGUGGUCAACAUAACCAUCGAUUACGAUCAGGUGGAUGUGAAUGUACACCCAUCCAAGACAGAGGUGCGCUUUCGCAGCGGUGACCGUGUAUUCUCCGCCAUCCAGCAGGCUGUGCGACAAACGCUCACCGCUCACUCGCCGGUGCCGGAGAUACGCCGCGCCGGGGCUACCCAUCCCGCAUAUUCGCCUGCAUCCCGCCAACCUAGCCGCUACUUCUGGCCGAUAGAGCCAUUCCAGCCCUCGCCGGCCCCAAAUGCUGAACGCACCGGCGAGCUUAUUCCGAAUGAGCAGGACGCGGCGUCACCUACGUCGAACGGCGAUGGCGGCUUCACGCACAAGGAGACACUACCCGUACUGCGCGUGCUCGGGCAGGUGCAGAGCACAUAUAUCGCCGCUGAAGGCCCGGACGGCAUGUAUCUCAUUGACCAGCACGCGGCGCACGAGCGCGUGCUGUUCGAGCAAAUCAAGGCUGACGCCGCCACCAGCGCGCCGCAGUCACAAAGCCUGUUGGAGCCUCUUACUAUUGAGCUUAACCCUCGGCAACAGGAACUGGCACACGCACACCAGCAUCUGUUCAGCAGUCUCGGGCUGCUGAUAGAGCCUUUCGGCGGGGAUGUCUAUAUAUUGCGCGGCGUGCCCAGCAUCCUCGUGGAAGUUGACCCAGUGAGGGCAUUCAUAGAUAUGCUGGACGAGAUGGCGCAGGGCGGAGACGUUGAAUCCUGGAGCGAUCGCGCUGCCUAUUCGCUGGCGUGCCACGCUGCCAUACGUGCAGGCAAAGUCCUGACCCACGGGGAGAUGACCGCCCUGACGCGGCAACUGGAGCAGUGCCAGCAGCCACACACCUGCCCGCACGGACGCCCCACGAUAAUCCACCUGAGCGGAAGCCUCCUUGAGCGUGAGUUUGGCAGGCGCUAA